Pseudomyrmex gracilis is the source of this 727-nucleotide messenger RNA. RefSeq names its product protein NPC2 homolog (gene Npc2b). The transcript has 3 exons. Bases 126 to 596 code for a protein of 156 amino acids. Gene Ontology annotation, molecular function: sterol binding. Lineage: Eukaryota; Metazoa; Arthropoda; Insecta; Hymenoptera; Formicidae. Gene Ontology annotation, biological process: sterol transport. The record is from RefSeq and is a predicted model, not a curated record.
UCGCACCGCGUGUUCAGUCCGCAGUUGUCAGUCGAGAGUAGGAGCUGGGUCUGAUUGGACCCACUGGCACAUCGUUCUGACGUUCUCUGAACAGGUAAACGCAGUGGCAAAAUACUUUCACCAGGAUGCUGAGAGAAACGGUUCUAGUUUUCGCGACAGUUGUCGUAUUCGCCAGUGCAACAGUAGUUAAUCAUUGCGAUUCAGAAGUUCCAUUCGAGGAUUCCACGCAAAUCAGCGUAUCUAACUGUGAGACACCUACGUGCGAAUUAAAACAAGGAACAACUGCUACCAUACAAAUCAAACUCGUGCCCAAUCGAACUAUCGAGACUUUAAUUAAUGAAGUAGGCGCUAUUCUUUUUAACGUACCUUUGCCUUUUGUCGGAGUAGACGGAACAAAUGCUUGUGAUAAUAUUUACAAACCUGAUGGCAUCACCAAAGUUGGAUGUCCACUUGAGAAAGGCGAAGAAUAUCUUUACAGAAACAGUUUUCCUAUUCUAGCAUUGUAUCCCAGAGUUGCAUUAGUGGUACGUUAUGCAUUGCGAGAAGGUAAUGACAAACUUAUAUGCUUUGAGGUACCGUCGAAAAUUACAAAAUAGACUCCAUCAAGCAUUGCACAGCAUGUGUUAUCGAAGUAGCAACCUUGGACUUACGUAAUUUAAUUAUAACCAGGGGAAGAGAGAGAGGGAAUGAAAUAAUAAUAUACAGAAUUCUCAACGCAACACAAAUA